Messenger RNA from Serpula lacrymans var. lacrymans S7.9, 1871 nucleotides. RefSeq lists its product as uncharacterized. The record is from RefSeq and is a predicted model, not a curated record. The coding region runs from base 87 to 1559 and encodes 490 amino acids. Gene Ontology annotation, molecular function: transmembrane transporter activity. The transcript has 15 exons. Gene Ontology annotation, biological process: transmembrane transport. NCBI's taxonomy places the organism in Eukaryota, Fungi, Basidiomycota, Agaricomycetes, Boletales, Serpulaceae.
UCUUCGAAGAUACAGUUCUGCUUCUCCCAAGGCCCUCCAGACCUGUUGCCUCUUGUGGUUAUACCCCGUAUCUUCCACUUAUACAGAUGUCCAUGUCUUCCCGCACAUCAGGCACCUUUAAUCCCGCUGAAGGGACAAAGGAAGAAAAAAUACCAACACCAUUAGACGCUAUGGAUCCCUAUCUAGUCCUCCUUGAACCGACAGACGAUCCACAGAACAUGUCCUCCUGCAGGAGAUGGCUUGCUGUUCUCGUGAUCAGCUCGGCAUCUCUUUGUGUUACCUGUGCUUCUUCCAUUGCUGCUUUCACAGAAGACGGUGUUGCCCAGACUUUUGGCGUCUCUCAUGAGGUAACUAUCCUUGGUAUCAGUUUGUUUGUCGUCGGCUUGGGACUUGGCCCAUUGUUAGUUGGCCCUCUGUCGGAGGUUUAUGGUCGCAAUGUCGUCUACCGCAUGUCGUACGCUUUCUUCUUUAUAUUCUCGUUUCCAAUCGCUUUCGCGCCAGACAUAGCUGUCUUCUUGGUAUUUCGAUUCAUCACCGGUCUCUGUGGCGCAGCAUUCUUGAGUGUAGCAGGCGGAAGUGUCAGUGACAUGUUUUCCAAUGCCACAGUUGCAACUCCCAUGGCUGUUUACACGCUAUCACCCUUCAUUGGUCCUGUCCUCGGGCCGUUAAUCGGAGGCUUCAUAAAUCAGAACAUCGAUUGGAGAUGGACUUAUCGUGUAUUAUUGUGUUGGAUAUUCGGUGAACUCAUCGCCUUGUUAUUAUUGGUUCCAGAAACUUACGUACCUGUUAUCCUGAAAAGAAAGGCAAGCAAAAUGCGGAAAUUGACGGGGGACCCCAAAUUCUACGCACCUCUAGAUAGACGCGAUGGGAGUUUACUUUCUGCUAUCUUGUUUAGCUGCUAUAAACCUUUUCAACUUCUCCUAUUUGACAGAAUGGCAUUGCUUUUAGACACAUGGAAUGCCCUAUUACUCGGGAUCCUGUACCUAGCGUUCCAAGCCUUUCCCAUUAUUUUCGAGACCAAUCACGGAUUCAAUGUCCAAUCAACCGGGUUGACCUUCCUUGGAAUCGGAAUUGGAAUGCUCGUCGGUAUCUCCUCUCAGCCCUUCUGGAACAGAUUGUACGCCCGCAUUGCCGCGGAGAACAAUGGUAACCCGCCUCCAGAAAUGCGUCUUCUGAUGGGCCAAGUGGGAGGAAUACUGGUCCCAAUAGGACUAUUCUGGCUCGCAUUCACCACGUACCCGCACGUUCACUGGAUUGCCCCCAUCAUCGCGUCUAUCCCGUUCGGAACUGGGGUCUACUUCGUGUUCACAUCGACGUUCACUUACCUCGUCACUGCUUAUCGCCCGAUAGCGGCAUCUGCGAUGGCGAGCAAUAGCGCCCUUCGAUCCGCGUUCGCCGCUGCGUUUCCCCUGUUCGCAGGGGCCAUGUACGAUCGCUUGGGUACAGUUGGGGCAACAGCGCUACUGGCUGGUCUCACGACGCUAAUGGCCCCACUUCCUUUUAUAUUCUAUCGGAUCGGAGCGCGUCUGAGACAGAAAUCACCUUUCGCCGCUUCAUAAAGUUUUCUUUGACGCCUGCAUUAUAGUACAGUUACACAACUUCUCUUGGGAUAGAUUUACGCAAUAUCGUGUCACAUCUGGAUGAACAGUCUCAACACUAUACAUCACUUGUACGCUAAUCAGCCACGCAAUUUCGAUAGAUCGAUAUAUAAUUCACUAGACGUGCAGCUGCGGUUUUGCAGGUGUUAUGUUGGAGUGCGUUCUCACUAUCGUUUAUGCUAUGACAAGGGGCGACCCCUCUCAAUGUCGUCCACCGAACGCUAUAAAAAGUACAUGUUCUCAUUUUGUAGCCAUUAUGUUGAUGAUGAAAGC